Colletotrichum siamense is the source of this 2121-nucleotide messenger RNA. It is a transcript of the gene esf1, whose product is annotated as Pre-rRNA-processing protein esf1. The coding region runs from base 1 to 2121 and encodes 706 amino acids. Gene Ontology annotation, biological process: rRNA processing. Lineage: Eukaryota; Fungi; Ascomycota; Sordariomycetes; Glomerellales; Glomerellaceae. The transcript has a single exon. Gene Ontology annotation, cellular component: nucleus. Gene Ontology annotation, molecular function: RNA binding. The record is from RefSeq and is a predicted model, not a curated record.
AUGUCAAAAUCAAGCAAGAAUGGCAAGAUCACCGACUCGCGGUUCUCCAGCUUCGAGACCGACCCGCGCUUCCGCCUGCCCUCGAAGAAGCAGACAAAGACCAAGAUCGACAAGCGCUUCGCCGGCGUGCUGAAGGACGACGCCUUCACGGCCACCGCAAAGGUCGACCGCUACGGCCGCAAGAUCAAGUCCGACUCGAAGAAGAAGGCGCUGCAACGGCUCUACGAGGCGGAAGAUGACGACGAGGAGGAGGAUGAGGAAGAGGAGGACGGUGGUGAUAUGGAGGUCGACGCCGACGACGUGGUGCAGCGCGAGCUGGCUAAGGCGGAUGCCAAAUACGACCCGGCGCGCGGCGGCGGCUUCAGCGAGUCCGAGUCGGAAUCCGAGUCGUCGGACGACGACGAUGACGAGGAGGAGGCGGAGGUCGCCGCCGACCCGAAGGCGUCCAUGUCACGGCUGCGCGACGAGCAGGCCGAGGUCGAGGACGGCGAGGUCACGACGCGGAUAGCGAUUGUCAAUCUCGACUGGGACAACAUCAAGUCGGCGGACCUGUUUGCGCUGUUUACGAGUUUCCUGCCGUCGACCGGCGGGCGGAUCGAGAAGGUGGCCAUCUACCCGAGCGAGUUCGGCAAGGAGCGCAUGCAGAGGGAAGAGCUCGAGGGCCCGCCAAAGGAGAUUUUCAAGAGCGACAGCGACGAGGAGAGCGAGGAGGAGGAGGAGGACGAGGCGAUCAAGAAGGAGCUGCUGGAGGAGGGCGACGCCGAGGACUUUGACAGCGACGCGCUGCGCAAGUACCAGCUUGACCGCCUGAGGUAUUACUACGCCGUCAUGACGUGCUCCGACAAGGCGACCGCGCAGAAGGUGUAUGAGGCGACCGACGGCACGGAGUACCAGUCCUCGUCCAACUUCCUCGACCUGCGCUUCGUGCCCGACGACGUCACCUUUGACGACGAGCCAAGGGACGAGUGCGACAAGGUGCCGGAGGGAUACAAGCCCGUCGAGUUCACGACCGACGCGCUGCAGCACUCCAAGGUCAAGCUGACCUGGGACGUCAACCCAGACGACGCGGCGCGCAAGGCGUCCAUCAACCGCGCCUUCACCGGCAGCCGCGCCCAGCUCGAGGAGAACGAUCUGAAGGCGUACCUCGCCAGCGACAGCGAAGAUGACGGGGAGUCACUCGCCGGUGUCGAGGAGGAGGAUGUAGAGGAGGCUGAAGAGAAGGAGGAGGAGCCCAAGCUGUCCAAGAAGGAGCUCCAGCGCCGUAAGAUGAGAGCGAUGCUCGGCCUCGGCGCGGAGGAGGAGAAGAAGUCCAAGGACGCCCCCGUAGGCGACAUGGAGAUCACCUUCACGCCCGCGCUCACAGAAACCAAGAAGGACAAGAAGGAGGGCGAGGAGGAGACCACGAUCGAGAAGUACAAGCGCAAAGAGCGCGAACGCAAAGAGAAGAAGCGCGAGAUCGCCAAGGCCAAGCGCGGGGCCGCCGACGCCGAGUCAGACGUCGAGGUCGAAGAGGCCGCACCCGCCGCCGGCGAGGAGGACCUCGGCUUCGACGACCCCUUCUUCACGACUGAGGAGCCGCCCAAGAAGACCAAGACCUCGAUCCGCAAGGAGGAGCGCCUCGCCAAGCGCGCGGCGCGCGAGGCCGAGGAGAAGGCGUCCGCCGAGCAGAAGGCGCAGCUUAAGCUGCUCAUGGCCGACGACGGCGACGAGGCGGGCGAGCACCUGGACCACUUCGACAUGAACGAGAUCCUCAAGGCAGAGAAGGCGAAGAAGAAGAAGGGCAAGGGCAAGAACAAGAAGGGCAAGAAGGCCGGCGGCGACGACGACGACGACAAGGUCGGUCUGCAGGAGGGCUUCAAGAUCAACGUGGACGACGACCGUUUCAAGGCUGUCUUCGAGAGCCACGAGUACGCCAUCGACCCGAGCAACCCCAAGUUCAAGAAGACCGAGGCGAUGCAGACGCUGCUUGAGGAGGGCAGGAAGAAGAGGAAGGUUGGCGAUGACGAGGUGCCUGCGGAGAGGAGCGGGAAGAAGGCCAAGAAGGAGAGCAAGGGUGGUGACGCGGAGCUGAGCGGACUUGUUGCAAGUGUUAAGAGGAAGGCCAAGGCUGGUAAGAAAUAG